Molecule: messenger RNA, 1113 nt
Organism: Fragaria vesca subsp. vesca
Lineage: Eukaryota; Viridiplantae; Streptophyta; Magnoliopsida; Rosales; Rosaceae
Product: ferredoxin-3, chloroplastic-like
Exons: 3
Coding region: 308-769 (153 amino acids)
Biological process (GO): electron transport chain
Cellular component (GO): plastid
Molecular function (GO): 2 iron, 2 sulfur cluster binding; electron transfer activity
Source: RefSeq, a predicted model, not a curated record
ACCCUGCCUCUCCGCUCCCAGUCGAAACUAAACUACUCCCCAAGUCUUCAUCAUCAGCUUUCUCAUCUCCCCUCCUCACCAAACCGUCUCACUCCAGUAACUUCUGGUUUUAGAAAACAUCUUAUGAUAUAGUAUGGAAUAAAGUAUCUUAAUGGUGGUCAAACAAAAUGGAGCCUUGAGUGAAAAGCAGAGAGCCACGAGCUUGCUUCUUUCUCAUAGUUCUCCAGACAACAAUUGCCUUGGUGUUCCUGAGAGAUGGUUUGGUUCCAUUAUUUCAUAAAUAUUGCAUUGCCAUACAGGUCUAAGCAUGUCAACUAUGACGACUGUGAAUGUUCCUUCUCGGUGCAUGCUCAGAAAUGCACCCAAGACUCGAUUCACCAGUUCUAUCAUCAAGUUCUCAUCUCCGCUUGGAUCUGUGAAGACUCUCUCCAAGUCCUUUGGCUUGAAAGCAUCCGCCUCUUCCCGAACAUCAAUGGCAGCAUACAAGGUUAAGCUGAUUGGGCCAGACGGGGAGGAGAACGAGUUUGACGCUCCAGAUGACUCUUACAUCUUGGAUUCAGCUGAGAAUGCAGGAGUUGAGCUGCCCUAUUCUUGCAGGGCUGGGGCAUGCUCCACCUGUGCAGGAAAGAUGGUAGCAGGUUCUGUUGACCAGUCUGAUGGUUCCUUCCUUGAUGACAACCAAAUGAAGGAGGGUUAUUUGCUGACCUGUGUCUCAUACCCAUCUUCAGACUGUGUGAUCCACACUCACAAGGAAAGUGAACUGUAUUAGGUACCUGCAUUGUUGAAUUGAGUAGUAUUAUGAAGUCUUGGUUUGGUUAUUUCCAGGAUUUUUAUGAAUCUCAUGUUCUUUCUCUUGGACCUUUCUUCUAUUUUAUAGUGUUUGUUGUGUGGGCUUCUGUAGCAGUUUAAAUAUGAUACUGUGUCAAUUUCACUAGAUUGAUCCCACCUUCUUAACACAUUUAGAGAUAAACUUAUCGUAAUCCUAAUGAGGAUCGUUUUGACUCUUAAGAGUUCAUCCCAUCCGAGUUGAAAUUGAACCCUAAUCACAUGUUGGUGACUUGGUCAUCUUUAAAGUGUUGAAGCAAUUUCAAUAAAACAGUGAAAGCUUUAAGU